AUGAGUGAUUCCACUGACGAAGACGUAGUUAAGUUAUUAAAUACAGGAAAACUACAAAGUGAAUAUGCUCUCGCCGGUCCUUCCCGAAUAUUUCCCGACGAACAAACAGAUUUCUCGUAUGUAUGUCGAAUAUGUGCUGUUAAAACACACAAUAUCCUGCCGCUAUUUGAAAAAGAAUGUUUGGAACAAAAUCUUGUUGAGAAAAUUAAUAAAUAUCUUCCUAUAAAGGUGUCGAAAGAUGACUUACUACCAUCAGGUGUGUGUGAACAAUGCUCUAAUGCAGUGCAUGCAUGGCAUGAGUUGGUUGUUUGUUGUCUCCAAGCUGAUACAUCAUUUAGAAAACGGAUAUCACUUUCUCAAUCACAGCCAACACUCACCUCCGAUAUAGAACUAGACAAAAAUGGCAUUCAGUGCAAAAAAGCAGUUCUGUUCCUUACAUUGGUUAAUAACGUAUUAUCAGAUUAUCUGAAAACAAAUAAUAUGGAAGAUUGUGAUUGGGCAUAUGUAUGCCAGAAGUGUCCCGAGAAGCCUGUCUCUAUGUCUAUUCUAGAACUCACCACGCACUUGAAGUUAAAGCACUAUGACGAACUACACAAUAGGCAGAAACUAGAAGAGUUUAUUACUAUGCACAUAACUUUUGAUACGGUCCUACUCAGUGAAUUUGAGAUGAAUGAUCCCAAUGAAACCGAGGCAUCAAAGGCUACUAAAGAUGUUGCUUGCCUGUACUGCAAUAGUUCCUUUUCGUCAACAAAACGACUUGUCUUUCAUCUCAACCAACACAUUGAUAUAACAGAAAAUGGCGGCAUACCAUGUUGUGAAGAAAGCUUUGACGACUUAAAGCUAUUUGAACAACACUUACGUAACGACCAUACUAGAAAACUUGCUGCGCACGAAUGUAAAUCAUGCGGCUAUCCGGCGUCCGAUACACAACAUCUACAACAACAUAUAGAGGCUGAACACCGAGAAUUUACGAAAAAGAGUCCAAAGAAAUCACAGAAAUCCAACGAGACGAGUCAAAAAUGCAUCCCAGCUGUGUGUCCCAUAUGCAACAAAACAUAUUCCAAUAAAUACAACAUGUUCGUUCAUAUGGAGAGUCAUAAAACGCGAGAAGAGUUCACUUGCAAUAAAUGCGAUAAGGUGUAUUUGAGCAAAGGUAGCUUACAAAAGCAUACUAGCUUGGUGCACGAGGGCAAGCUUCCAUACCCGUGUUCGGUGUGUGGCGAGACAUUCCCAACACGUGUAGCGCGCACUGUGCACUUCAUGUUGCAUACUGGUGAUACACCCUACAGCUGCGAGUACUGCGGUAAAGCCUUCCGAGCGAAGAACACGCUACGAUGCCACCUCGAAUCACAUCUAGAUAUACGAAAAUAUGAAUGCACCGUUUGCUUUAAAAAAUUUAGAAAGAGCACGCAUCUUAAAUGGACGGAUGAUACUAUCUAUCUCAAUGGAGAUGAUUUCAUCGCAUAUUCUAAUGAAUUAAACAAUGAAGUUUUACAAAAACGAGAUAACGACACUGAUAGUAUAUCAGACAAUGAAGAUGAACCGCUCUCUAAUAUAGCCGCUGUACAAAAUACGACCUCGUCCUAUGAAAAUUUUUAUAAUGCGUUAAUUAAAUUUCGGAAUCAUUUCGCUCAGGGGCAUGAAGGACGCACAUAUCCCGAUUUUACAGAGUCCAGUUCAGACGAAGAAACUGGCGAGGUGGAUAUCAAUGAAUAUGACGAUUUAAGUAAAAUUAACAUGCGCAGAGAUAGGAUGGACGAAAAAACGCGAUUGGAACUGAAUGAAGUGCAGUCCAAAAUCGACGGGAAAGUGUUUUUCACUUGUAAAUUAUGUGGGAAAAACUUAAGUUCCUCGCAUACAUAUUUGUUUCACAAAAACAUUCAUACGGGAGAGAGGCCGUGCGUCUGCCACGUUUGCGGCAAGACUUUUAGCGCACCUAGCGGUCUGCAGCGACACAUCAAAGAAACUCAUGAGAGGAUAAAACGCUAUGUGUGCGCGCUUUGUGCUAAAACGUUUGUGAACUCGCAGAAUCUGCGACAGCAUAUGCGGGUACACACAGGGGAGAGGCCGUACGUCUGUCCACAGUGUGGAAAACGAUUCACACAAAGCGGUUCGCUUCAUGUACACCUGAGAAUUCAUACAGAUUCUUAUCCAUUUAAUUGCACAGAAUGUGGUGCCCAAUUUAGAAUACGAUCUGGUUUAUCGAGACAUAAAUUGAAGCAUAGUGGUGAGAGACCGCAUGUUUGUGUUAACUGCGGUAAGAGUUUUCGCCAAAAACAUGAAUUAAAUAGCCACGCCCUCACUCACAGCAAUGCUAAACCUUUCUCCUGUGUUGUAUGUGGUGCCGCUUUUCGUCAAAGGAGAGCUUUAAGGCAUCACAGGAAACGGUUACAUGAAAACGUAGAAGUAUCCAACAAUGACUUAAUGGACGAGAUCAAAACAGAGGAUUGUGUGGCUUCCUUAAAACUAGAAAGAGAAAAAGAUUCUACGUGCACUUUAAAAAAUAAAAUGUCAGAUAGAAAGUGUAACAUUUGUAAGACCUGCAACAAGCAAGUGCUUGUCUCGUCGUGGAGACGCCACGCGCGCGCUCAUCUAGACGAAAAGAUAUACAGUUGUGACGAAUGUGGAUUGGGGUUUAAAGAUAGUGGAAAUCUAUCGCGACAUAAACGAUCGCUCCACCUUAACUAUAGACCACACACUUGCAGCAUUUGCUCUAAACACUUUUCCAGAAAUAGUCAUUUGGAGAACCACUUGAAGACUCAUUCGGAACAUCGUAAUUAUGUUUGUGACCUCUGCGGGAAGGCUUCCAAAUCCGGCAACGCAUUAAGAAUGCACAAAAAAGGUCACGAAGCAGUUCAUCAAUUUGCGUGUAUCUUGUGCGAAUCAAAGUUCAAAAGGAAAUCUGAACUUUAUGCACACGUGUUUACGAAAAAGUAUUUGGUACAAGUUUUGCCCGCCCCGCCAUACACCGAUAGGCUCGAAGUCAAUGUAGCCUCCUCUAAUGAAAGAUGCAACGUCUGCAGUAAAAAUGUUUUUAUACAUCAGAAUUUAACUCAAACCGAGCUUCCCUGUAGCGAAUGCAGAUUAAACUUUACGGAGAAAAAUAUAGACGUUUCUAAGGCUGAUCAUAUAUCCUGGACACUACAAUCAAAACCAAAUGUGUCUAUACUAGAAAAUAACACAGGAUGUUAUACACCUAACAAUUCCAACGAAAACGAACUUAUUCAUCCAACUGGAUAUUGUGAAGCUAAUCAACCUCUUGAAGUUAAUAGUAGUCCGACUAACAAUUUUAUUGAGAGCAACAUCAGAUUACAAUCACAUACAACGAUGUCAACUGAUGCAGAAGCCAUGAGCAAAGUGAAUAUAGAACAAAACGAGUUUUCAGAUCAUAGCGAUUUGGAUUCAGUCACCUAUAUAUCUGAAUCUGUGUUCGAGGCUAUAGAAGAUACGCAGGACAGCGUUAUUGUAAAUCUUGAUGCUGAAAAACCCAUAGUCAAGGGUGGAACAAAAAAAUCAAAACACACCAAAAUACGUUCGUGCCACAUUUGCGGCAAAGUGUACAAGGCGUCAUCUAGUUAUUUCUACCAUAUGAAGCACACCCACGGAGGAUCGAAGGACCACAGCUGCGACGUGUGUAAGAAAAAAUUUGGCACGCGUGGAGAUCUGAUGCAACAUUCCGCUGUACAUACGAAGGAGUGCAAAUUCAAGUGUCGUUCUUGCGACAAGAAAUUCCGUUCGCGGGCGAGUCGUUACAUCCACGAGCAGAUUCAUGAGGGAAUAAAGAAUUAUAAAUGUCCCCGCUGCGAGAAGAGCUUUCGAUGGAGACCACAUUUGGCACGACACAUGCUGCGGCACGCCGCAGAGAAGGCACACGAGUGUUCUGUUUGUGGACGCGGAUUUUCCGUUAGGUGUGAUUUACUACGCCAUGUGCGCACGCACGAAGUCGGAAACUAUCAAUGUGAGAAGUGUGAUGUUAAAUUUGCGCAAAUGAGAUACUUAAGAGCCCAUAUGACAAAAAAACAUAACGUCACUACACAUGAGACGGGUUAA
Messenger RNA from Leptosia nina, 4050 nucleotides. NCBI's taxonomy places the organism in Eukaryota, Metazoa, Arthropoda, Insecta, Lepidoptera, Pieridae. The record is from the annotation of a GenBank genome assembly.